AUGUGUAACAUCGCUUCACAGGUUCCUCACACACCCCAAAGCCAAUCCCAACAACCCGCCCUGCCUGACACCCAGCAACCAAUCACAGCAGAGCUUCCACAGGUGGGUGUGGUCCUGGAAGAGCAUUCAAUCAGCCUCACGGUGCCCAAGGACACCACAGAUGCAGCAGAGCUUGCCACCCCAGGGGCACUGAAUUCGGCCCCUUGCCCCUCUCGCCUGGUGCUGAUAGCGACCCUACUGCCCCUCAGUAUCACCGUCCUCAUCUGCCUCGGCCUCGUUGUGACGUUUGUAAUUUUUCCGUCCAAGCUACGGGAUAUGUCUCCCCCCUGUGGCAGCAACGUGAACUGCAGCAAUAGCCCAGCGCCUCCUUUUCUUGCCAAGCAUCCAGUUAACCAAACUGGAAAUUUCAGUUCAGGCUGUGCCGAGGCCACGAGUGACGGUUGGGGUCGGAUUGUGGGGGGCAGCGUGGCCUCCAGGGGCAGGUGGGGGUGGCAGGCCAGCCUGCGGUGGAGGGGCAGACACGUUUGCGGAGGGGCGAUCCUCACUGGUCGCUGGGUCAUCACCGCUGCACACUGCUUCACACUGUGA
Molecule: messenger RNA, 588 nt
Organism: Anguilla anguilla (European eel)
Lineage: Eukaryota; Metazoa; Chordata; Actinopteri; Anguilliformes; Anguillidae
Product: serine protease 42-like
Exons: 5
Coding region: 1-588 (195 amino acids)
Biological process (GO): proteolysis
Molecular function (GO): serine-type endopeptidase activity
Source: RefSeq, a predicted model, not a curated record